Aspergillus lentulus is the source of this 1710-nucleotide messenger RNA. Its product is annotated as MDM34 family protein. Gene Ontology annotation, cellular component: ERMES complex. The record is from RefSeq and is a predicted model, not a curated record. NCBI's taxonomy places the organism in Eukaryota, Fungi, Ascomycota, Eurotiomycetes, Eurotiales, Aspergillaceae. Gene Ontology annotation, molecular function: lipid binding. Gene Ontology annotation, biological process: phospholipid transport; mitochondrion organization.
AUGGCGUUCAACUUCAACUGGUCGCCGCUUAUGGCGGAUGCGAGUUUCUACACUCGUGCGCAAGAUUUAUUAACGGCUGCGCUCAAUAAGUCGCCGAAACCGCCCAUCAUCGUCGACGAUAUCAUCGUAACGGAACUCAACCUUGGUUCCAUCCCCCCGGAGCUGGAGAUCUUGGAGAUUGGAGACCUGGCGGAGGACCGGUUUCGAGGCAUCUUCAAGAUGUCCUAUACGGGAGACGCAUUUCUGACUCUCAAAACGCGAGUCCAAGCGAAUCCGCUGAAUACAUAUCUCCUCACACGACCAUCCUUUGCAACGCCCCGACCUCUGGCUGCAGCUACUCCUCUGACAAUACCUCUCCAAAUCACUCUUUCCGAUUUUAAAUUAUCCGGCUUCGUCAUCUUGGUCUUCUCGAAACAAAAAGGAAUCACCGUGGUUUUCCGAAACGAUCCGCUCGAAUCACUCAAGGUCUCUUCGACUUUCGACUCUAUCCCGUUUGUGCGCGAUUUCCUGCAGAAGGAAAUUGAAGCGCAGCUUCGCAUCCUCUUUAUGGAUGAGUUGCCCGCUAUCAUCCAUCGAUUGUCGCUUCGAUUGUGGGUUCCGGAGUACCGAGCUGGAGAGGAAUUGCAGACUCAAACGGAAAGCGCAAAUGGCGAAGGACCUGGUCAAGACCCUCUUGCCAGCCCGCCACAAGAUCCCGUCGACGCUCUAGGAAACGCUUUGAACGAGUCGGAAAUCGAAUCGCUUUCACUGGAUUCGUCUGUCGAAACCCAUUCACUGUUUUCUCAGAAAAACCUUUUGCGUUUGGCUGCCCUUACGGACUCUCAACGGACACUAUCACUCUUCACCCCUUCCAUCAGGGAGGUGGUUUACCGCGCAUGGACCUCGCCUUCAGAUCAGACCGAUGCCUCCGGAAGCGUGACGUCACCCUUCAGUCCCGUCCUUUCCAGAACACAGUCCCAGGUUGGCAGUAUGUCGUCCUUCCCAGAUUCGGCCAGCAUGGUUUCGAGCCAGGGUCGGUCUUCGACACCUUCCCACACCUUUAGCGGAUAUGGCUUGAGUCUAGGGGCUGGCCGUCAUUCGAAGGCUCAUGCUCGAAAGCGAAAGAAGCGCGUUGUCGAUCUGCGUCGCCCAAAGACCACUGAUGACGCAUCAAGCGUGAGCGAUGAGAGCGCAUUUAGCGAGUCGACCAGCGCUCCCUCUAUCUGCUCAGCCCCUCUGCCAGUCCUAGAUGAACAGACCGAUGAUCCGGUGACGCCGCCCUUGUCCCCGGAUAGUGAUCUAAACCUUCCUGCCAUCCCCGAACGACACCGUAUGAGUAUCUCUCGGCCUGCGCUCCGCCGUGAGGUUGCGUCAGCGAUGAUCCGCGAUACGGCAGAAUCUAAACCAUCGUCCGAUCCUGUUGUUCAGGACGAGGACCUGAGCGCCACUCCGCGUGCCACUGUGCGCACCCAUCCUGCGUCUGGUCUUGAAAAGGGAAACCAGGCCACUGGUUCGUCCGCAGGGUCAUCGCGACAGCUACCCUCCACGAUUCUUCCGUUUAUCAAUGACAGUCCUACUGGCGGGGUUGUCGACCAGGCCUUGGUUGAAAGGCUCGCCGGAGAGAUUGCUCGUCGCAUGCGAGACGAGAAAUUCAUGGCAAGCAACGCAUGCGGCCCUUUUUGGGAACGCCACAGCCAAGAAGAGUCUCCUCCGCCGGCCUAUGGCCAUUGA